AUGUCGCAUAAUCGUUACCUGUCAUGGUCCUCGGAUGUGCUGACCAUGGCGCCCGCCUACCCUCCUGCCGGCGCGCCUGUCGACUACCCUUCACCUGUGUCACGUCGGGCUUCGGAGUGUUUCUCCGAAGCUCCAGGCAGUCGGAGAGGUAGUUCGGCUUUCGUGCCGGACAUGGAGAGUAAAGGGCAUUGGCAAUCUAUAGGCAGCAACUCAGACUCCAAGAGUCCGUUGGCAAACUUUACUUUUUUCAAGAACCUGACCGAAAAGAAGACGACGCGAGAUGGGCAACCAGCGAAGAGAAGAGGGCCCAAACCUGACAGCAAGCCGGCCUUGACUCGCCGGCAGGAGCUGAAUCGUCAGGCGCAGAGGACGCACCGAGAGCGAAAGGAAAUGUACAUCAAAGCUCUCGAACAGGAAGUCCUCCGCAUCAAAGAGUCCUUCACCAAUGUCUCCAAGGAACGUGACGCUUUCGCAGAAGAAAAUCGCCGCUUGAAAGAGCUACUGAUGGCCCACGGCAUCACAUUUGACAACCUGAGUCCAGUAAAUGGUCUUCAAGGAUUUAACAGCUCUUAUGGCGGUAGCUCAUCUGGCAGCGUCUCCGGCGGCUACGGCACAGGCACGAACUCAACGGGUUACACAUCGCCACCCACAGUCGGCCACGGCCAUCGAGGAUCCGUCUCCCAAGACAUGAACAUUUCCAUGAACCAGCCGCAACAAAUUCCCCAGAUGAACAGCGGGCUGGACUACGAUCAGAUUGGGAUAGACUUCGUCUUAACGUACGACCACCGCACGCCUUAUCUUUCUCCUCCACCCCAGCAAUAA
This is a messenger RNA of Didymosphaeria variabile, 822 nucleotides long. RefSeq lists its product as uncharacterized. Gene Ontology annotation, cellular component: RNA polymerase II transcription regulator complex. The coding region runs from base 1 to 822 and encodes 273 amino acids. Lineage: Eukaryota; Fungi; Ascomycota; Dothideomycetes; Pleosporales; Didymosphaeriaceae. The transcript has 3 exons. Gene Ontology annotation, molecular function: DNA-binding transcription activator activity, RNA polymerase II-specific; transcription cis-regulatory region binding. The record is from RefSeq and is a predicted model, not a curated record.